This is a messenger RNA of Brienomyrus brachyistius, 2754 nucleotides long. RefSeq names its product beta-secretase 1 (gene bace1). Lineage: Eukaryota; Metazoa; Chordata; Actinopteri; Osteoglossiformes; Mormyridae. The record is from RefSeq and is a predicted model, not a curated record. The transcript has 10 exons. Gene Ontology annotation, molecular function: aspartic-type endopeptidase activity. Bases 295 to 1821 code for a protein of 508 amino acids. Gene Ontology annotation, cellular component: trans-Golgi network; endosome; membrane. Gene Ontology annotation, biological process: amyloid-beta metabolic process; membrane protein ectodomain proteolysis.
AUGCUGACAGCCCCGAGAGGGAGGCGGAGAAGAGGGAAGAAACAGCAGAUUGUAUUCGGGGAGGAGAUGCGGAUUAUGGUGGACAGUAGGGCGGCAGGUUGUCCGUGUGACUGAACGAUGUCAGGACAGGCAACAGCACCGAGAGUCGCCGGGUGUCCAGCCUCCGCUUUCUGACACCCGGAGACAUUUAAAGAGAGGCACCAAAAAGCACGGAGAAGGAAGAACAAGUUUGGGUUAAAAAAUAAGGAAAAGGGCUAAAAUAAGAGAAACACUUUGCACUGGAGACGUCUUAAGAUGGAGGCACCCUGGCUUCUCUGGAUGAUGCUUUGGACACUGUUCGGUAAUGCGAGCCCCGACGCCGGGCGCGACGUGCCGGAGCCGUUGGCCAUCCGCGUCCCUCUGCGACAGGGCCUCCCGUCUGAAGCGCAGCCCGUGGCCAAGCAGCGGGCCCCGGGGGCGAGCAGGCGGCGCAGGGGCGCCGAGGGCAUCAGCUUCGUGGACAUGAUCGACAACCUCCGGGGCAAAUCUGGACAAGGUUACUACGUGGAGAUGGCAGUGGGGAUUCCGCCGCAAAAGCUGAACAUCCUGGUGGACACUGGCAGCAGUAAUUUUGCUGUUGGAGCAGCAGCUCAUCCUUUCCUCCGCAGAUACUACCACCGCUCUCUAUCAAGUUCGUAUAGGGACCUUGGCCACAGUGUGUAUGUGCCAUACACGCAGGGCCGCUGGGAAGGGGAGCUGGGCACCGACGUGGUGUCUGUGCCCCACGGACCCAACGUUUCCCUGCGAGCUAACAUCGCUGCCAUUACACAGUCCGACCACUUCUUCAUCAACGGCUCCAACUGGGAGGGCAUCCUUGGGCUGGCCUACGCUGAGAUUGCACGACCCGACGAGACGCUGGAGCCCUUCUUCGACUCGCUGGUGCGGCAGACCACGGUUCCAAACCUCUUCUCCCUUCAGCUGUGUGGCACCGGGUACAGCCAGAAUUACAGCCUGGACAGCGCUACUGUGGGGGGCAGCAUGAUCAUUGGGGGGGUAGACCCCUCCCUGUAUGUGGGCGAUCUGUGGUACACUCCGAUACGCCGCGAGUGGUAUUAUGAGGUCGUCAUCGUGCGCAUCGAGGUGAAUGGGCAGGAUCUCAACAUGGACUGCAAGGAGUACAACUAUGACAAGAGCAUCGUGGACAGUGGCACCACCAACCUCCGCCUCCCCCGCAAGGUUUUCCAGGCCGCCGUCAAGGCCAUCGAGGCCGCCUCCUCGACCGAACAGUUCCCAUCAGGCUUCUGGCUGGGAGAGCAGCUGGUGUGCUGGCAGAUGGGCACCACGCCUUGGCACAUCUUCCCGGUCAUCUCCCUCUACCUGAUGAGCGAGAACCGCAACCAGUCCUUCCGCAUCUCCAUCCUGCCCCAGCAAUACCUCCGGCCCGUCGAGGACGUGGCAUCGGCACAGGAAGAUUGUUACAAGUUUGCAGUGUCCCAGUCAAGCACGGGGACCGUCAUGGGCGCCGUGAUCAUGGAGGGCUUCUACGUGGUGUUCGACCGGCAGAGGAAGCGCAUCGGGUUCGCCGUCAGCACCUGCCAUGUUCACGAUGAAUUCCGGACGGCUUCGGUGGAAGGCCCUUUCCACAGCAUGGACCUGGAGGACUGCGGCUACAACAUACCUCAGACAGACGAGUCUACCCUGAUGACCAUCGCCUACAUCAUGGCGGGCAUAUGUGCUCUCUUCAUGCUGCCUCUGUGCCUCAUGGUCUGCCAAUGGCGCUUCACCCGCUGCCUCCGUCUGGGUGGGGGCGAUUUCGCCGACGACAUCUCUCUCCUUAAAUGAGGAGAGGUAAGGGGGUGAGGGGGUGGGACAGGGGGUGAGUGGCGUCACGGGAAAUGAGGCAGGCCAGCACACUGGAAAUAGAUGUUGUUUUGUACUGUUCUGAUGUGCAUAUCGUCCAGUGGUGCGGGUCAACUUAAGGAGGCACCUAACGCAUCAGAACGUAAGAACAAGCCAAGAGAGUAGAAGACUAUAUCUCCCUAUAUCAUUACACGGGGAGGAGAAACUUCACUUUCCACUCCAGUUCAGAUAUCUAGGCAGCGGACUGCCUCACUGACCCGUGUUUUGGGGGAAGCGAUUUUGACUGGGAUUUUGGAAGAGCUACUAUGAGCGUUUGUGCCCGAUUUUGCACAUGGGUAAUGCUGCCUUGUAUCUACAACAGAGAGAUGGACUUUGGGGAAUAUCAAUAUGUUAUUUGAUUUUCACAUCAGCAGUGCCAGCACCCUGUAGAAGAAUGUCCCUCUGAAAUAGAACAGAAAUGCUAGUCGUACAACUUUUUCUUACAUAAACAUAUGCAAGAACAUAUGUUUAAAGAAUAUCAACUAUACUGGAUUCUUAAGCCGCGACCCAGUAGGAUAAGCGGUUUGGAAAAUGGAUGGAUGGAUUCUUAAGUUGAUGUGAUUUGGCACAUAUCUAGGUCUAUUCAAGGGUUAUUCAUUCAAACUUUUAAGAUGUACAGUCUUUAUAUGCAACUGCACACCCCAACUGUUCAGUCCCCUCUUCGGUUAUAGAUAUGAAUAGUGUUGUGAUUAUAGCAAAUAACAUGUAUAAAUGUACACAAAAAGAAUGAUACAUAGAGAAGUACAUCUAAAUGAAGUCUAAUGAAGCCUGCAAGUUCAUCUGGUCUGUUUGAUUUGCUGUAAAUAAUUUGCCCUGGAUCUCACUCAGGUGAACCUGACUGUACUGACAUUCAAUAAAGUACAUAAUAUAAUCGUC